UUCCCACACCGGAGGUGACAUCCUCGUCACCUCCCCCUUCAUUGGUGACCCCGAAGAACACUAAGAUGAGCAACACCGAAGACGAAUUCCAGGAGGCACGGAUUUUGCAAAAUGAACCUUCAGCCCAUGUAUGUAAGGUCGGAAUUCGCAUACCACCGUUUUGGCCAGAGGAACCCGAGAUAUGGUUCGCACAAGUUGAAGGUCAGUUUAGCAUUGCUGGCAUCACUAAUGAUUCGACCAAAUUUAAUUAUGCCAUUGGUCAGCUCGGAAACCUGUACUCUAAGGAGGUCAAGGAUUUAAUUAUCAAUCCACCCUCCACCAACAAAUUCGAAAAGCUGAAAUCGGAACUGAUUAAAAGACUGACCGUAUCCAAAGAGAAGAAAUUGACGCAGCUGCUGAUGCACGAAGAGAUGGGUGACAGGAAGCCGUCACAGUUUCUUCGGCACCUUGAAAGCUUAGGCGGGUCGCAAAUUUCAACCGACUUUUUGAAGACAGUUUGGGUCAGCCGAUUACCUACCGGCAUUCAAACAGUCUUGGCUGGACAGACUUCUACCACAAUUGAAGAGAUGGCGGAUAUAGCAGAUAGGAUCAAUGACCUUGUCCCCUCGACACCUCAGGUGGCAUCAACCAGCCGACAGAGUGAGAAUGUCGACUUGGCCAAGGAGAUCGCUGCUUUACGUAAAGAGGUCCAACAGCUGGCCCUCAGACAACGAAGCGGCAGAUCAAGCAGCAGGUCCCGACCACGCGAUCGUCAGCAUUCUUCGUCGAGAUCCCAAUCCAGUUACCGGCGCCACCCAGUCUGCUGGUACCACUUUAAGUUCGCCGACAAGGCGACCAAGUGCUGCCCUCCAUGCGACUUCAAGUCGGAAAACUCCAGAGGCAAUCGGUAAGGACGACCGACGAUUGCCCCUCUUCAACUGGUCGCCUGUUCGUCACCGAUCGCAAAUCCAAGACACAGUUCCUGGUCGACACUGGGAGCGACCUCUGUGUCUUCCCGCGGUCGCUGCUGCGAGAGCGUCGUGCCCGGACUACGUAUCAGCUAAGUGCCGCUAAUGGUUCUUGUAUAAACACUUACGGUUAUGUUCAUUUACAACUUGACUUUUGUUUACGUAGAACUUUUAAAUGGCGUUUUGUUGUUGCCGAUGUGACUAAACCUAUUAUAGGUGUAGAUUUUUUAAAUCAUUACAAUUUAAUAGUUGACUGUCGUAACAAACGCAUAAUAGACAAUACAACAUCUGUAACAGCUUGUGCGUUGCGAGUUAAAUGCAACGACAUUUCGUCGGUCAAAGUCCAAUCGGGUGACUCGGGUUACCAUAAAAUUUUGUCGGACUUUCCCGAUAUUACUCGACCAUCCGGCACGCACCGUAUCAUACCACACAACACGGUACACCACAUUCGCACUACACCAGGCCCACCAGUUUCUUGUUCACCUCGUCGCCUCGCUCCAGAUAAAUUAAAAAUCGCCAAAGAAGAAUUCCAGGCUAUGUUAGAAUGCGGUAUCGCUAGGCCGUCUGAAAGUCCUUGGUCAUCACCGUUACAUUUGGUACCCAAAAAGGACAACGGUUGGCGUCCGUGUGGAGACUAUCGGAUGUUAAACGCCAGGACAAUUCCUGAUAGGUAUCCUAUUAGGCAUAUACAGGACUUCGCUCACAGUAUAGCAGGGUGUAAAGUAUUUAGUACACUGGACCUAGUUAAAGCGUAUAACCAAAUUCCUGUGAGUCCUGAGGACAUUCCUAAAACCGCAAUAACAACUCCAUUUGGUUUGUAUGAGUUCCCUUUCAUGAAUUUUGGCCUAUCAAAUGCAGGUCAAUCGUUCCAGAGGUUCGUGGACGAAAUGACAAGAGGACUUGAUUUUUGUUAUUGUUAUUUAGACGAUUUUUUAAUUUUUUCAAAAGACGAGUCAGAACACAAAAACCAUUUACGUAUAAUUUUCCAACGUUUAAAGGACUACGGUAUGGUCAUUAACGUGUCUAAGUGUGUAUUCGGAGCUCGAGAAGUGUCAUUUUUAGGUUAUCACAUUUCCGCGAGUGGCACCAAACCGCUAGACACUAAGAUAGAAGCGAUUAAAAAUUUUCCCGUUCCUACGAACAUUCGUCAACUACGGCGUUUUCUAGGAAUGAUCAAUUUUUACAGACGUUUCCUACCGCGCGCGGCUGAGUUGCAAGCACCACUAAACAAGUUAUUAGUUGGAAUAGUAAAAAACAACCAACCGAUAACAUUGAAAGAUGAGUCACUCGAUGCGUUCGAGCGCUGUAAACAAUCCCUUUCAAACGCUGCAUUAUUAGCGCACCCGGAUUGCCAAGCGAAACUCGCACUUAUUACCGACGCAUCGGACACAGCUAUCGGCGCUGUAUUACAACAAUUUACAGAUAACGCGUGGCAACCGCUUGCAUUCUUUUCGCGUAAAUUAAGUCCAUCUCAGGGUAAGUAUUCACCCUACGACAGAGAAUUAUUAGCUAUUUAUGAGGCCAUUAAAUAUUUUAGGCACAUGUUAGAAGCUAGACAUUUUAUCAUUUAUACUGACCACAAGCCGAUCAGUUUCGCAUUCCACGAACGGAAGAAAAACUGUUCGCCUAGACAGUAUAGGCAUUUAGAUUAUAUCGCUCAAUUUACUACGGACAUCCGUCAUAUUUCCGGUAAGGAUAAUGUUGUUGCCGACACUUUGUCUCGUGUCGAAGCAUUGGAGCAUCCUCUAGACUUAGAAGCCUUAGCAAAAAGUCAGGCUACGGACCACGAACUUCAAAAAUUAAUUACUGAAGGUUCGUCGUUACGUCUAGAAAAAUUAACAUUACCCGGGUGUCGAACCCCAUUGUACUGCGACGUAAGUACACCGACAUCUAAGCCGUUUGUUACAAAAUAUUUCCGUAGGCAGGUCUUCGAUUGUUUACAUUCUUUGAGCCAUCCAGGCGCUAAUACAACAGCGAAGUUAGUCGCAGAACGCUACGUAUGGCCGAGUGUUAGAAAAGACUGUCGUGAUUGGGCAAAAACCUGUUUAGAUUGUCAGCGCUGUAAGAUUACGCGACACGUUAACGCACCGCUAGGGACAUUUAAUU
Molecule: messenger RNA, 3053 nt
Organism: Papilio xuthus (Asian swallowtail)
Lineage: Eukaryota; Metazoa; Arthropoda; Insecta; Lepidoptera; Papilionidae
Exons: 2
Coding region: 66-890 (274 amino acids)
Source: RefSeq, a predicted model, not a curated record